AUGAACGUCCGACCAUCCGUUCUGCGCCAUGCCCUUUCCACGCCCUCCUCGACACGACUCCCGCCCCGCCCGCGACGGUUAGAGAAGACACGCGCCUCGGCUGGCGCGCUCCGACGUCUGCAUGACGAGCCCAAGGCCCAGAAGCACCUGGACUGGCCGUUGCACGAGUGGCGAUCGGCACAGCACUCGCCGGCCAAGAACGCAACGUGGGAGGACUGGGAGCAGUGGCGCGACGAGCGCGACGGCAAGAAGCAGGCGCCGGUAUACAUGUCCCACGGGGCCUUUGCCGUGCUUCUCACGUUUGCGAUCAGCAUCGGCAUCAUCGGCCAGGCGAACCGGGCGGGGAAGAUGGCUUCGAGCAGGAUGGAUCUUCUGCAAGAGAAGCAAGGGAAGUUGGGGGCAGUGAUGGACAAGAGGUCCUCUAAGACGGCGGCAAUGGGAAGGAAGAGAGAGUGGAAUCGUUUAUAA
Molecule: messenger RNA, 468 nt
Organism: Parascedosporium putredinis
Lineage: Eukaryota; Fungi; Ascomycota; Sordariomycetes; Microascales; Microascaceae
Source: the annotation of a GenBank genome assembly